UGAAAACUAUAAUCGGGUGUUCAGGGAGCAUUUCACAAACGUAAGUGUUGAACGAUUUUGGUCUUAGAAAUUGAAUUACAAUGCACAAUUGAUUGUUGAGUGCAGAAGGCUGUCAUUAGCAAAUACAUUUGUUUACUAGAGCAAAAGGCAUACAUGCAUGCUAAUUUAUUUGUGUGCAUUUGUUUAUUGCAGCAUUGUAACAAAUAUUCCAGACAACAGCAGUACCUCUGCUGGAUUAAGCACCCCCACUACAGUCACAGAUCUUUUCAACUCAUUCUAUGAGGAAGACGAAGAAAGCAACAUGGUGCAGGAACAGGAUGUUCAGUUCGUCUCCCAGUCCACACUUCCACGGGAACCACGCCUUGACCAGUCACCCACUGUCUCAACAAAGAGACUGCAGGAGUCCUGUAGUCAUGCUGGAAGGAGCAAGAAAUCUAGAACUGGCAAUCAGAUUGACCAGUCAAUACAGCGAUCCUUAGAAGCAUGCUCUUCAAAGUUAGAGACUUUGCAAGCAGAAAAGGAUGAUGUACAUCAUUUCUGCCAGUUUCUGGCUACACGUCUACGUGAACUAGGAAAGACACAGAGAAGAGAGGCCUUUCACAAACUGGGAGAUGUAUUGUAUGAACUGGAGGCCACCAGUGCAGACUACUGAGCUCUCAUUUGUGGACAGUUCUCUCUGUCUGUCGCAAUGUUGCUUUGUCAGCUAAUGUAUAUUUAUGUAGUGUAAACAGAUUAAACGAAUGAACUGCAUGUACUGUUUGGAACACGGUUUUCUAAAAUCUCCAGCGUGUGGCGGAGCGGUUCCCUAUAGGUGACUUCACGCACUAGGGAACUAUACCAAUACCUUCCCCGAGGGGAGGCCACGUUCAACUGCUCUCCCUAGCAGACUAUGCUGAGUAUGUGAUGGUUGUAUGUCCUGACAGGUGAUGCUGCAUGGCCUCCCCAUGGAGACAGUAUUGGUAUAGUUCCCUUGUGCAUGAUUGCUGAUAGGGGCCUGCUCGGCCAUGGGAUGGAGAUCUUCGACAACCGUGUUCCGAACAGUACAUGCAUCUGCACUUCUGAAUAGAAAAUACCUUGAUCUAUAUGUGUUUGUCUUGCCAUGGCAACUUCCCCUCAGUCACAAAAUACAGGGCAAGUCUGUCUCGGACUGCUGCUGCUGACCUGCAAUUAACGUAAACAAGAGGAUUGCAUAUGCUGAAAACUGUAUUUGUUAUUUAUUUCUGAUAUGCUACAAGGCUACAGGCACUGAAGUGCCAAAUAGGUCGCAUUAAUGUUUGGACCCUCAUUAA
Messenger RNA from Ornithodoros turicata, 1289 nucleotides. RefSeq lists its product as uncharacterized. Lineage: Eukaryota; Metazoa; Arthropoda; Arachnida; Ixodida; Argasidae. The coding region runs from base 158 to 652 and encodes 164 amino acids. The record is from RefSeq and is a predicted model, not a curated record. The transcript is spliced from 5 exons.